Messenger RNA from Ascochyta rabiei, 717 nucleotides. RefSeq lists its product as uncharacterized. The record is from RefSeq and is a predicted model, not a curated record. The transcript has 3 exons. Gene Ontology annotation, molecular function: oxidoreductase activity, acting on the CH-OH group of donors, NAD or NADP as acceptor. NCBI's taxonomy places the organism in Eukaryota, Fungi, Ascomycota, Dothideomycetes, Pleosporales, Didymellaceae. Bases 1 to 717 code for a protein of 238 amino acids.
AUGUACCAUUAUCAAUUCAUCCAUACCAUUGCUGCCAAAGUGAACACUGUUGUAGUGACCGCACGCAAUAUCACCGACCUUAGGGAGAAGGUGAAAGCUGAUAAGAUCUCAAACACGCAUGUGGUUGAGGCAGACCUUGUUUCUGCGGACUCCUUGAAAGCUGCAGCCGCGGCCACAUCGUCCCUCGUCAAUGGAAAAAUCGACCACUUGCUUAUCAACGGUACCUAUCUCUCUUCAACGAGCGGCUUGAAUCCCACCGAUUUCGCUGAACAGCCCGAGAUUUUCCUCGAGGAGCUCAGGAAGAGCGACGAGGCUAAUGUCGCCGGCCCGCUUUUCGCAAUCAAUGCAUUUCUUCCGCUCACCAUCGCGCCAUGGGUUGCGAGCUCAGUUCCCUACUCCGCUAGCAAGGCGGCUGGGAACAUCGUCAUCACCAAGUUUGCGGCUGAACUGAAGGACGGGGGCUUCAUCUUCUUGAGUAUUUCGUCAGGCGCAGUCGUGACUGAAACGCUCAUGACUGCAGCUGCCAACUUCACUGACGCGGAGAAGGGUAAACUACAGCGCAUGUUUGGUAGGAUGAUGCAAAAUCACCCGGAGUGGAAGGGUCCCGUCGCUUCUGAAGAGAGCGUGAAGCGAAUUCUCAAAGUCGUGAGAGAUUUCAAGGUGGAGCAGAGCGGUCGGUUCAUUAGCUACUGGGGCAAUAAUACUGAAUGGUUAUAA